UUGUUUAGGUUCAACAAAUCAUAUUAAAUUUGAUGUAAUUUACAAAAUAACAAGGAAGUAAAAAAAAACUGAAUCUACUAUGCAGGGGGAAAAGGAAACUCCAUCUCGCAAUAGGUUAAAUCCUGUAAAAAGAUGGCUUCGUAAUGAAGAAAUAUCUAUAAUCAACUUUAUAAAAAAACAUCCUGAUUUUGAGAAACCAACUGCACAAAUGUAUUACAACAAAUUUCUAUUUGAUACUGGUAUAGAUGCUAAUUGGAAACUUGUACGUGCUAAAGUACGUAAUAUGCGUGUAGCAUAUCGAAAAACCAAGGAAUAUGGAAUAAAUAAAAAAUAUUUUAGUGAUUGUGAUGCUGAAGCUAUGCGAAAUAAAUUAUUAAAAAUCUGUUGGUAUGUGGAUGAUUUCGACGUUCUUUUUCCAAAUGAAAUGGACAGUCAUAUUGAAAACAAACCAGAAGAUCCCAACUUUGAUGAUGAAUUUUCAAACCAGAAAUCAAUUUCUCAUAUCAAUUAUCCAAGUAUUAUGAUUAAUGAACAAUAUCCACUAGAUGAUGAAAUAACAUCGAGUUCAUCCUCUAAGAGCAUAAAUGGAGAUAUAUUGGCAGUGCAGACGGAUAUGUUUAAAUUGAAACAACAAAAAUAUGAUAAUGUCACAAGCAUAAAACAACAACAACUUGAUCUGCUUAAAUUGAAACAACAAUACCAUGAUAAAGUCACAAGCAUAAAACAACAAGAACUUGAUCUGGCCAGGGAAAAGUUCAAUUUUGAAAAAGAGAAAUUUCGCCAAGAAUUUGUAUUAAAAGAGAAAGAGAUUGAAAGUCAGGAGAGACUAAAGUUGAUGGAAUUGCAAAUGAAAGAGAGAAUAGCGAUGAAAGAGUUAGAGCUUAAGGAGAAACUAGCCCUACAAUCAGAGGAAAAACUAGAAACUUCUUAUAAUAAUGUACAUAUAUUAUAAAAUGACAUAAUACUUUAUAAUUUAAAAAGAUAUUUAAUUAAUACCUUGUUUAAAUUUAAAAAUUGUUUAUGAAUAAGGCCUUUAUAAUUAUCUUUGUUAUAUUAAUUCAUCAAUCUUUUCCAAGAAUUCUCUAUUUUCCGGCUUUAAGGUCAUUUAUUCGUAAUAAAUUAAAUAAAAGAUUAUUUA
Messenger RNA from Calliphora vicina (urban bluebottle blowfly), 1138 nucleotides. RefSeq lists its product as uncharacterized. The record is from RefSeq and is a predicted model, not a curated record. The coding region runs from base 80 to 952 and encodes 290 amino acids. The transcript is spliced from 4 exons. NCBI's taxonomy places the organism in Eukaryota, Metazoa, Arthropoda, Insecta, Diptera, Calliphoridae.